Molecule: messenger RNA, 1062 nt
Organism: Sphenostylis stenocarpa
Lineage: Eukaryota; Viridiplantae; Streptophyta; Magnoliopsida; Fabales; Fabaceae
Source: the annotation of a GenBank genome assembly
AUGGGGUGGUCUUUCUCCAUAUCUGUUGUGCUGUUUCUUGCCCUUCUCUUUCAGAUACAUGGAAGUGGUAGAAGCUUUGCAGAGAAUGGUUGUGAUUUGUUCCAAGGAAGUUGGGUCUAUGAUGAUUCAUACCCUCUUUAUGAAAGUUCACUGUGUCCUUUCAUAGAGAAGCAAUUUGAUUGUAGAAAUAAUGGUAGACCUGAUAAGUUCUAUCUCAAGUAUAGAUGGCAACCAACAGGGUGCAAUUUAACCAGAUUCAAUGGUGAAGAUUUCUUAAUGAGACUGAAAGGGAAGAGUCUCAUGUUUGUGGGAGACUCUUUGAGUUUGAAUCAAUGGCAGUCACUCACUUGCAUGCUUCACACAGCUUUACCACAUGCCCCAUACAACAUAGUGAGGAAUGAAGGUGUCUCCAUUCUCACCUUCCCGAGCUACAAUGUUAAGUUGAUGUUCUCACGCAACGCAUUCCUGGUGGACAUUGUUGGUGAAAAGAUUGGUCGAGUUCUAAAACUAGAUUCAAUUGAAGCUGGGGAAACGUGGAAAGGAAUAGAUGUGUUGAUAUUUGACUCUUGGCAUUGGUGGGUUCACACAGGAAGAAAACAACCAUGGGAUUUCAUUCAAGAUGGGAAUAGAACAGUUAGAGAUAUGGAUCGAUUGGUUGCGUAUGAGAAAGCAUUGAAUACAUGGGCCAAAUGGGUUGAUGCCAAUGUUAACCCUACCCAAACUAGGGUUUUCUUCCAAGGGGUCUCUCCAGAUCAUGCCAAUGGACAUGAGUGGGGUGCAUCUGCAGCAAGCACUUGUGAGGGACAAACUAGGCCAAUUUUGGGAUCCAGGUAUCCAGGAGGAACUCAACCAGCAGAGUUGGUAUUAGAGAAAGUGUUGAGAUCGAUGCAAAAGCCAGUGAGUUUGUUGGACAUUGCUACCCUUUCACAGCUGAGAAAAGAUGGCCACCCUUCUGUUUAUGGGUUUGGAGGGUAUAGGGGCUUAGAUUGCAGCCACUGGUGUCUAGCUGGUGUUCCUGAUACUUGGAAUGUGCUUCUCUAUGCUCUUCUCAUUCAAAAAUGA